Molecule: messenger RNA, 2085 nt
Organism: Culex pipiens pallens (northern house mosquito)
Lineage: Eukaryota; Metazoa; Arthropoda; Insecta; Diptera; Culicidae
Product: calcium-independent phospholipase A2-gamma-like
Exons: 6
Coding region: 214-1635 (473 amino acids)
Biological process (GO): arachidonate metabolic process
Cellular component (GO): membrane
Source: RefSeq, a predicted model, not a curated record
ACAUUCUGCCAGGUCAGUCAGUGAGUGGCGUGAUUCGUGCGAUGUUGUGAAAAAGGUUUUUUUUUAUUUGGAAAGAAAAAGUUGAAUCUUCAUACUUUUCUUGGAUGUGGUCAAGUAUGGAGCAUCGCGUUAGCUAAUCCGAUUGCGGAGUCCUUUUUUGUGAAUAGUUAGUUGUUUGUUGAAAGAAAGUUUGUUGACCAGUGUUGGCAGAACAUGAACGGCUGGAAGGCUUUUAUUGGUAGUAGACUGCCGAUAGUUGCCAGUAGGGCACGGAUUGCCUCGGCCGAACCAUGGACUGGACAGGAUCAACUCCCGAAACAUCAAAAGCGCUCGAACCAGUCCCAAACGCGGCAUGCUCUGCUGGAUCUGCGCCGCCAGGCCAUUCCGCUGGAGCGCCAGCGCCAAGUCCUGUACGAGUUGGUCCAACAGCUGGAGCGGUCUCCCUCGGAGAAGGCCUUCGCCGUACAGGAGGGAGCGAUCGAGCUGCUGAAGGAACUGCGCCACUCACCCGAUCCGGCCAUAGUUGACAGUGCCCGGCUUGGGUUGACCCUGCUGGGGUAUGUGGGGCCACUUCCGGGGCAGGGCAUUCGGAUAUUGAGCAUCGAUGGAGGAGGCAUUCGGGGGCUUAUCGUGAUGGAACUGCUGCGUAAGCUCGAGAAGAUGACGAAUCGGAAGAUAUUCGACCUGUUCGAUAUCGUGUGUGGAGUUUCGGCAGGAGCGAACUUGGUGUGUGCGCUAGCUUCCGAGAAGAACGUCACACUGGAUGAGUGUAUUCACUUGUACAAGAAGACAAGCCAUACGAUCUUUCACCGGCCGUCAACGCUGGACAAACUGGCCGGCGCGUCCCGGCUCGUUUCGUCCCACGCGUAUUACGAUGCGGAAAUGUGGGAAGGGCUGCUGAAGAAACACGUUGGCUACUGGCGGAUCAUCGACACCUCCAAGCUAACGCACGUGCCAAAGAUCUGCUGCGUCUCCACAACCAUCUGCGACCAGCACAUCGACGCGCACGUCUUUCGAAACUACACCUUCCCCCUAAACGUCCAGUCGGUUUACGCCGGAAGUCACACGGCCCGCCUCUGGGAAGUGGUCCGCGCCUCAACGGCAGCCCCAGCGUACUUUGGUGACUUUCAGCUCGAGGGACAGCUGCACCAGGACGGUGGAAUUCUGUACAACAACCCGACGACGGUGGCCAUUCACGAGGCCAAGUGUUUGUGGCCAAACGAGCGCAUUCAGUGUGUGGUCUCGCUUGGGACGGGUCGGACGCGAACGAAACCUAGUGAGGGUAAGGACGGACGGAAGAUUGUGAGCGAGAACUUUCUGGCGGAAGCAUCACUUUCGAGCUCGUGGAAGACCAAGUUCCUGCGCAUUCUGGACUCGGCCACCGAUACGGAAGCAACCCACACCAUCCUGAGUGACCUGCUCCCCCCGGGUCGCUACUUCCGGUUCAACCCGUACCUGACGGAGUUCCUGUCGAUGGUGGAGGUCCGGCCGGAGAAAAUCGCCCAGCUCGAACGGGACACCAACGAGUACUUCAAGCGCAACGAGGACAAAUUCGAACUGGUGGCGGAGCUUCUCACCCGCAAGCGGAACAUCGUCCACCAGACGUACGACGCGCUACGGGACGCGUUCCGAUAGGGAGGUUUAUUUCUCGAUUCAAGUCAUGUUUGGUUUUAAGAUGUUUUAAUUUUUUUUGAUGUUAGGAUGAGCGCUUCUCAGCCCAGGGCUGAGGUUAGGCGAGUCGUGUUCAAGUCAUGUUAGGAGCUAAGUUCCAAAGAUUUAAAAUCAGUCAUUAAUAGGCUAGUGCGAGCGAGCAUACUUCAAUAGCUGCAGUAUCGAUAACCUCGAGGAGAUGGUCAAGUUCAAUCUCGUCGACACCUUUUUUUAGUUUGUAAUGAACUUGACUAAAUUUUGAGUCUGUAUUGUCUGUUUCCGAUCGUUAAGGCCCGAUAGGCAUGCCAGAGUUUAACGACGUGAUUUAUGUUACCACGGACCAUGGAGUCGAUAUAUUUCUCACCCCUGCUCGUUUUUUUUUAUUUUCUUCUAAGAAGCAAGGUUACUCGAAUAAACAAAACCUGCGAGAGUUAA